CACACAUUCACAAACAAACCGCGACCUUCACUUUUCCAACCAAACAAUCAAUCACCUUUGUCUUAAGAAUAUAUCAACUCUCUCCGCCAACAAUCAAAAUGCAGUUCUCUAUUACCACCAUCCUCGCCUUCGCUGCCACCGCUGCCUUCGCUGCUCCCCUCGAAGAGCGCCAGGUCGGCCUCUGCUCCUCGGGCAACCCCGUCUGCUGCGCAACUGACGUCCUGGACCUCGCCGAUUUGGACUGCGCUCCUCCUCGCGUCACCCCCGCUGGCGUCAACGAGUUCAUCGAUGGCUGCGCUGCACAGGGCCAGCAGGCCAAGUGCUGUCUGAUCCCCAUUCUCGGUCAAGCGCUUAUCUGCUCGGAUGUUAACCCUGCUCCUGCUGCCUAAGCGCGGAGUUCCUCAGAACCCGCGAGUAAUGUAUAGUACCUGAUUGCGGUGUUUGUUGGGUAGCUUUUGGAAGUUG
Messenger RNA from Bipolaris sorokiniana ND90Pr, 465 nucleotides. RefSeq lists its product as uncharacterized. The transcript is spliced from 2 exons. NCBI's taxonomy places the organism in Eukaryota, Fungi, Ascomycota, Dothideomycetes, Pleosporales, Pleosporaceae. The coding region runs from base 99 to 389 and encodes 96 amino acids. The record is from RefSeq and is a predicted model, not a curated record. Gene Ontology annotation, cellular component: extracellular region.